AUAGUUAUGGCGGACUGUUCGUCCAGUCAGUUGCUUAGCACCCUCAAAAAGUUAAAAUCCGUAGUUACGAGUAUUAGCGUGUUGGUUGAACGAUGAUACUUGUGGGAUCCUUUAUUACAUACCUCUUGCUGAAGCUGCAACCUUCGAAUGCUGAGAUUGCCGACUGCAACUUCCUUGAUACUGUAAAUAUCACGGAGGCCGAGAGGUUCUCGGAUGGAUCGUACCUCUACGAGGGCGUGCUCAUCCCCGCCCAUUUGACGGCUAAAUAUGAAUUCAAGCUUCUGGGAAACGGAGAAAAGGAGCAGGUGCCGAGUCACAUGAGAGGAUGUGUUUGCAAAGUCAGGCCGUGCGUCCGGUUUUGCUGCCCACAUGACCACAUAAUGAAUGGCAACAACCAAUGCGAAUCCAACAUGACCAGCAGAGAGCGGAAAUUACUCGACCCCAUUCUAAAUGUGACCCUUGCCGACGGAUCCGUGGUGCAAAGGCACUUUAAGAAGGACUUCAUAGUGCAGUGGGACCUGCCAAAGGCCUGUGAUAAUAUGUUUUACGUAGACAACCGCGAAAAAGAGUUUCAGUACACGUUGUUUGAGAAUGGAACUUUCCUGCGCCACCUCGAUCAAGCUUAUUUGAACAAGCGGGAGUACUGUCUACAGCACAUUACUCUUAAUAACAAUGGCGUAUACAAUAUUCGAAUUGUACCCCAAAACUGCCCUGUAGAGGUGUUUAGAAUGGGACAGACCGUUGUGAUGACCAUAUCGUUGAUAUGUUUCGUUCUUACAAUCGCCGUGUACCUGUGCGUUAAGAAGCUAAUGAAUUUGGAGGGCAAGUGUUUUACCUGCUACGUGGUGUGCCUGUUCUUCGGAUUCCUAUUCCUACUCCUUAAUCUGUGGCAGUUGACGAGGAGUUUCUGUCAAAUAGCAGGUUUCCUGGGAUACUACUUCGUCAUGGCUGCGUUCUUUUGGCUAUCUGUCAUCAGCCGGCACCUCUGGAAAUUUCUCACCUCAAUGAACGAUCGGUCAGAUCGUGCGUUCCUGAGAUACAGCUGCUUCGCCUGGGGAAUGCCUUUGGUCUUGACCGGAGUCACCUUUCUGGCUGGUGAAUUCGUGGAGAGCGACGAUUGGAAGCCUUGCAUGGGCGGCAAUGGCCAUUGCUGGAUCUUUACUGAAAAUUGGUCUGCAAUGCUCUACUUCUAUGGACCAAUGGUGAUCUUGAUUGGCUUCAACUUUAUCAUGUUUAUCCUGACGGCCAAGCAUUUAAGCGAAUCCAAGAGGGCUAUUAGGAAUUUUGCUCUCCAGGAAGGCAGAGAACUGGGGAUGAAGUCGGAGAAACAGAACUACGUACUAUUUCUGCUGCUCUUCACCAUAAUGGGGAUAUCGUGGAGCUUUGAGAUUUUCAACUACUUUGUGCAACGCGAAAAACUAUUAGAAAUGGUUGUGCUGGUAUUUGACUACUUCAACUGGUCCCAAGGCAUCAUUAUAUUUGUGUUAUUUAUUCUGAGGCGCAAAACUCUUACCCUAUUCAAGGAGCAGAUAUUUCACAAACCUCGUGUCGAAAGUGUGAAAACAACAUGAUCUCAAACAAUUUGUAUGCUUAUCACAACUCACUCUAUGGUUUAAAAUAUGAGAUAGUAAUAAAGUUAAUAU
Molecule: messenger RNA, 1643 nt
Organism: Drosophila erecta
Lineage: Eukaryota; Metazoa; Arthropoda; Insecta; Diptera; Drosophilidae
Product: probable G-protein coupled receptor Mth-like 2
Exons: 8
Coding region: 93-1571 (492 amino acids)
Biological process (GO): G protein-coupled receptor signaling pathway; cell surface receptor signaling pathway
Cellular component (GO): membrane
Molecular function (GO): G protein-coupled receptor activity
Source: RefSeq, a predicted model, not a curated record